Molecule: messenger RNA, 4249 nt
Organism: Paramecium tetraurelia
Lineage: Eukaryota; Ciliophora; Oligohymenophorea; Peniculida; Parameciidae
Exons: 11
Biological process (GO): nucleobase-containing compound metabolic process
Molecular function (GO): nucleic acid binding; metal ion binding; 3'-5' exonuclease activity
Source: RefSeq, a predicted model, not a curated record
AUGUUAAAUGCUGACUACAUUUAGGCUUUGGCUUUACAAUUUUCCAUCAAUGCAGAAUAAUUUAUACUGUACGAUUAACAUAGGGAUCCAAUUUAGAAACAAUUCAUUUGUUAAUAUUGGUUAAGAGGUACUUGCUGUUUCACUCCAGACUUUUGCCAUUUUGCCCAUGGAAUCUAAUAUUUAGAAUAUAAAAUAGAUUCAUUAACAAAUUUAAAACCUUUACCCAGCUUAGAGGAUGUUAAAUUGAAAUAUAGAAUUGAUGGUUUCCCAAAAUAAUAUUUUGUGGUUGAGAAAUUUUAAUCACAUCCAAAAGUCAAGGAAGAAUUGAAAUAAUAUCAUGAAUAUAUUGGAAAAUAUUAUGAUCCAGAUAAAGUUUACACUCUAAGAGAGAUUAAGUUUGAAAGAUCAAUCAAACCAAUUAUUCUUAAUACUAUGUAUUUGUUGGAAAUUUAAAACUUUUAUGAAAAAAUCUUGGAGAUGUUACAAGUUAAAAUCAUUCCCAGAGCUGUGUUCAUUCAUGAAUUAAACAGAGUUGGGUACUCAUUUAUGGGAAGUCAUUUUGCGAGGCCCAAGACCCUAAUAUUCCAUUUAUAGAAUAGUGGUUCAUGUUUUUCCAAGACUCUUAGAACAAGUAUAGUGAUAACUGGAUAUGAUGAAUCAAUUUUGAGAAAAUAAAAUUCUUUGAAAGUCCUUAAAUAGGGGGUGGUUAAGCAAUAAAAUAUAGAAUAAAACGAGAAUUAGGAUGACGCGAAUAAGGAAGAUAAUGAUGACUAAGAUGACGAGGAGGAUGAUGAAAUGAUAGGAUUGGAAGAUCCAUUAGAAACUUAGGAGGGCGAAAAAGAUAUUAUUUUUCUAAUUAAGGUUGAUGAUAAAAAAGAAUUGAUAAAAUCUUUUGCUUAAAAAUUAUCGGAAAUUUUAACAGCAUAACCAAAAUUAGCAAAACUUACAGAUAUGGAUGAUUUCUAAUUAGCCAUAGAUGAGAUAAUUAAAGAAGAAAAUCAGAAAAACUUCCAAAAUUAAUAGUCAAUUUUCCCAAAUUUGCAUCAGAUUUUGACAAUAUAGAAUUAAAUUUGGGAUGAAUUUGCUGAAGAACAUGGAUUUCAACUAAUAAAAUUUACAAACUCAAGAGAUUCAGGAAUACCAAUAAGUUCAAUAGUUAAAUUUUUCACUCCUGAACAGAAAUUGGAAUUAACUAAUUAUCUAUAGAAACCUAAAAUUAAAUAUUUUCUAUGUUAAUAUUGGAUGAGAGGUAUUUGCAUUUUUCAAAAGAAAGAUUGCAGAUUUGCUCAUGGUUUAGAAGAUUUGGAGUUAAAUUUUGAUAUUGCAAGAGAUUUUGAAAAUUUGAACUAAGAGCAAAAGCCAUUAAGAUAUAAUUAGAAGCCAUUGAUUAAUCAUAGAACUUAUUAAAUUUUAUUUUUGUAACAAUAUAAAAUGAUUGAUUAUGGAGCUUUGGGAUUACAUCAAAAGAAAAAUAUUUUUUAAAUUGAUAAUUUGAAGGAAUAUAGAGAUAAAAUAAGAGAAUUUAUAUAAAGAGAAAUGAUACUAAAUUUAUAUAAAAAGAUCUCUAAUGGUAAACCAUAAAACAAAGGGGAAAUUAUGAAGUAUUACAAUCUGGUUGGUUUUAUCUAGAGAGGAAUUGAUCUGUCAGAAUUGAAGAUAAUUAAGCUAUUAAUUAAUAAUGAUGCAGUUUUUGAGAAAGAAUCUAUUGUAAAAGUGCAUCAGAUUGAAUAGGAUGGUUUGAGUAAGAAGGAGAAAAAGAAGGUUACUUAAAAACAGAUUCUAUUAAUUCCCGUAUUGGAUUAUAGUAUUUAUAACACAUUUUAUGAAUCUAUUAUUCUCUAAGCUUUGAUAAUAGUUUUGAAGAAUAAAGUGGAAUUGCCAGUCGAAGAGAGUAUUGUAAAGAAGGAAAUCUAUAAAUUGGAUUAAGUAUUAGAAAUGCCAGGACUUUAUCAAUUUUUCCUCAGGCAUCCAAAAAAGAAAUAUACAUUGAUUGAUUACUUUUAAGAAAAUAUCUUAGGGUAAGUUAAGAAUAAAUUGAAAGAUUAAAUUCAUCCAGAAGUAUUUGAGUAAAUAUCUGAAGAUGGAUUUAAUUUGAUUUAAUUUGAGGCUGACAUUCCUUAAUUGAUGGCAAUAAUUUAAGCGAUUUACGGAAAUACCUUAAGUCAUAAUCAAAUUCCAAUAAAUUUUGAUAAAUUGAUCAAGUAAAUAGAAAUGAAAGCAAGUGAUAAUGAUAAAUACAAUUGUUUAGUAAAUUAUUUGCAUAAGGAUAAAUUACAUAAAUUUUUCAGUAUUAAUGGGAGUCUUUAUGCAAUCAACUAGCAUGGAAAGGUAGCAGAUAAGAUUAAGAAAUGCAAAUGUGGAAAGCAAUAUCAAGCACCUGCAAAAAUAAAAUAAAUCAAUGAUAAUAUGCUGAUACAAAAAAUAAUGGAAAUAUAAGAAUUUAUUGAUAAAGAAGUUAGAAACACUAUAGUUGUGGAUUCAGCAGAAAAAUUACUAUUGGUGCAAGAUUUCAUGUCCUUCGAUGUUAAUUACAUUGGUAUAGACUUAGAAGGAUAAUUAAGAAAGGGAGAUAUUUGGUUAGUUUAGAUGGGUGUAAUGGUUGAAAAUUUGAGAAUCAUUUUCAUUUUUGAUCUAAUGAAAGCUAAGUAUUUGGAAGCCGAUUUAGUAUUUCAUGAAUAGAUGUUGAGUGUGAUUAGAUCGAUUUUAGAAGAUGAGGGGAUUUGCAAAGUAUUUCAUGAUUGUAAAAGAGACAGUUAAGCACUGCAUAUCAAUCAAAUAUGUCCAAGGAACAUUGCAGAUACAAGUAGUACAUAUAUAUUUUUGGAAUCUCUGAAACUGAAUGAUUAGGAAUAGAAAAAAGUUAAAAAGAAUCCCGUUUAAAUAUCCAAAGAAGUGUUAUAAGUAGCAACUCCACCAAUAAAUAGUGUAUUAACUAAAUAUGGAGCUAUGCAUGGAGGAAAUGAAUUAAAAGAAGAAAUGCAUGCAAAAUUCAAUAAUUGCAAGGCAGACGAUUUCUUUGCUCGUCCAAAUCCAGCCUUCAUGUAUUACAGUGCUAGGGAUGUGGAAGAUCUUGUUUAAGUUUAUUUGCAGAUGGAAAUGCUAGCUUUGGAAUAUAGAUACAUUAUUGAGAAAAUGAGUAACAAAAAUAAAGAGAUAAAAUUUAGGAUAAGUGAUUUAAUGUUACCUAAAAUGUUAGAUGCCUCCUUCUUGUAUGGAGAGAAAAGAUUUUUAAAGAAACUAAAUAGACAAUUAGAUGAGAAUAAUGAGAUUAAUUAAAAUCAAGAAAUGACAUUUGAGGAGGUAUUAUCUUCCAAUAUAGAUUGUCGAGAGAAGAUAGAAAAGUUAGUCUCUGAUCCCAAUUUAUAAAAUGAUUUUCUUAUUAAAGCACACAAUAUAAACAAAGAUUUAAAAGACUUCUAUUAUUUGCCUUUAGUUGCAUUAACUUUAGAUCCUCCCAGUUAUUAUCCGGUAGAUACAAUUGAUAUUGAAACUAUCUUUUAACACUUUGGAUAGAUUCUUAAAGUUAUCAAUAAAGAUAAAAUAGCUUAUAUCUUAAUGAGAAGCAUAGUUGAAUGUUGGAUUGGAGUUAAACUUCUCAAUAACACUCCGAUUGAAUUGCCUGGUAAAUUUGGAACCAAUUAGAUCCAUACUCUUAAAGUGCAAUUAUGUUUUGAAGAUUCCUCUGUACAUCACAUUUAUCAAUUUAAUCAUCGAAAUCUAACUGAACAAGGAUUGACUAUAUAGAAGACUCCAGAUUUAUUCGAUAAUUUAGAAAAAGACUACAAAUAUAUAUCCAUCUUUGAAAUUGAUGUAGAUGUGUUUUAGAAAGAUUUCAAUAUCAAGCAAAGAAUAUUGGGGUUGAAGGGUUCAAAUAUAAUCAGAAUAUUGUAUUUAGUGGAAAAAGCAUUUGCAUUUUAAAGCAAAGAAAAUGCAAGUACUAGAUAAGAGUUGGAUGUUAAAUUGUUGGUUGAUGACUAGAAUCUGAAAAUUAGUUGAUUUUGCUUGGCAACUAAUGGAAUAAAUUUGUAUUAGGUUAAAAAUAUGCUAAUGAAUUAUUUGCUUAAAUCAAGGAAGAGUUCAAAUUUUUCUAAGAUUUCCAACUCUAAGGAUUAAAAGAGUCCAGAGUUAGACGAAUAGAUAAAUUUGUUCAACCUGUAGAGGUUUAAUAUUCAUAUGAUGCAGAUGUCUGAUUAAUUUUUUGAGUAUUCUUCGUUAAUAUUAAAUUAUUUUAUAUUUAUUUUCUAAAAAA